AUUUGCUAUGAUUAGCCCCAUACAACUAAGUAGAAUACAACAAUUUGUUGGCGAAGGAGAAAUAGAAGGAAAAAGUCAUUAGGCAAUCUCUCUCUCUUUGUUCUUCUCUCUCUCUCUCUCUCUCUCUCUUUCGCUGCUUCUUCCAUCUUCUAUAAUACUAAAAUAGAGAGCCAAGGAAGAGAAAGAGGAGAGGGCUUAAAGAGCAGACGGUGGCGCACCGUAGCACCGCCCCUCCUAACUUGCGCCUCUCUUCUUCUUCAUUUUUAUCUUUUUUUCCCGACUUGGGGAUUAUUCCUCUUCUCCUCUCUCAGGUCGCUUCGAUCCCACGGCAUAGUUAUCGAUUUUUGAUUCUCCUUUGGAAUACUAAAUCCUGAUUCUCACUUCAAUUUUGGAUUUUGUUUCCUUCUCUUCAGAUGCAUUCACCUUCUAAAUCUCUCUCCCUCUGCGGCGAUUUUUGAAAAGCUCUGGCGGACAUCAAAGGAACCCUAGCUUUCCUCCGCUCCUACCUCGCCUCUAUCGCCGCCGAUCGGUGGUUCGAUUUCAAAUCCAAGAAAAAGAAACGCAGAGGUGCGAUUCGCCGUCUCAGGAUGCUCUGGAUCAUGCGAUUUUCCGGUUUAUUCUCCGCCGCUUUGGUUAUUAUCGUCCUCUCUCCUUCUCUCCAAUCAUUUCCUCCAGCCGAAGCUAUCAGAUCUUCCCACCUCGACGCCUACCUUCGAUUCCCGACCUCCGACCCACCGCCGCACAGAUUCUCCUUCAGGAAAGCCCCUGUGUUCCGCAAUGCCGCCGAUUGCGCCGCCGCCGACGUCGAUUCCGGCGUCUGCAACCCUUCGUUGGUCCACGUCGCGAUCACUCUCGAUUUCGAGUACCUGCGUGGCUCAAUCGCCGCCGUACAUUCGAUUCUCCAGCACUCGGCGUGCCCUGAGAGCGUCUUCUUCCAUUUCCUCGUCUCCGAGACUGACCUAGAAUCCUUGGUUCGAUCGAGUUUCCCCGAAUUGAAAUUCAAGGUUUACCAUUUCGAUCCGGAGAUUGUACGCACUCUGAUCUCCACCUCGGUGAGGCAAGCGCUCGAGCAGCCGUUGAAUUACGCUCGAAAUUACCUGGCUGACCUUCUGGAGCCUUGCGUGAGGCGCGUGAUUUACCUGGAUUCCGAUCUAAUCGUCGUCGAUGACAUCGCCAAGCUUUGGAGGACGAGAUUGGGAUCGAAAACGAUCGGGGCCCCGGAAUACUGCCACGCCAAUUUCACCAAGUAUUUCACGCCGGCAUUCUGGUCCGACGAGCGGUUCUCCGGAGCAUUCCGAGGGAGAAAACCGUGCUACUUCAACACAGGGGUGAUGGUGAUGGAUCUGGAGAGAUGGAGGCGCGUGGGUUUCACGGAGGCGAUCGAGAAAUGGAUGGAGAUUCAGAAGAGCGAUAGGAUUUACGAGCUUGGGUCUUUGCCUCCGUUCCUGCUUGUUUUCGCCGGGGAAGUAGCGCCGAUUGAGCACCGGUGGAACCAGCACGGUCUCGGUGGGGAUAACGUGAGAGGGAGCUGCAGAGAUCUUCACCCCGGUCCGGUUAGUUUGCUUCAUUGGUCCGGUAGUGGUAAACCGUGGUUCCGGUUAGAUUCGAGACGGCCUUGCCCGCUCGAUACUCUUUGGGCACCUUAUGAUUUGUACGGACACUCACGCUGAUUCAUCGAAAGAUCACGAUUAUCUGUUACUACACUACAAUGGGUUUAUACUCUCUCAGCUGGUAAAUUCUCUCAUCUCACCAUUAAUUCUUUUCUUUCUCCAUUUUCUCUUUCGUUUUCUUUUUUUCCGACUUUGGAAUUUGUUCUUCCUCUGUAUUCUAUUCGAUUGUUCGUCUUCUGUGCAUGAAAUGAAAUAUAAAAGAGACAAGAAACACAAAAAGAAACCUAGGAUACAUUCAGAUUUGUUGUACAGAUUUUUACCAUACGUUUUCUAGUUAUAAAUCUGCCUUUUUUU
Molecule: messenger RNA, 1964 nt
Organism: Eutrema salsugineum
Lineage: Eukaryota; Viridiplantae; Streptophyta; Magnoliopsida; Brassicales; Brassicaceae
Product: probable galacturonosyltransferase-like 7
Exons: 1
Coding region: 588-1670 (360 amino acids)
Cellular component (GO): Golgi apparatus
Molecular function (GO): glycosyltransferase activity
Source: RefSeq, a predicted model, not a curated record